Molecule: messenger RNA, 6493 nt
Organism: Entelurus aequoreus (snake pipefish)
Lineage: Eukaryota; Metazoa; Chordata; Actinopteri; Syngnathiformes; Syngnathidae
Product: adenylate cyclase type 9-like
Exons: 11
Coding region: 1208-5437 (1409 amino acids)
Biological process (GO): intracellular signal transduction; adenylate cyclase-activating G protein-coupled receptor signaling pathway; cyclic nucleotide biosynthetic process
Molecular function (GO): adenylate cyclase activity
Source: RefSeq, a predicted model, not a curated record
UAGGGUAACACCUCGGUCGACACUCCAUUUCAAAAGGUGGCGGAAAUGCACAUUCAACAAAAAAAGAAGACGAAGAAGAAGAGCGAUAUCCGAUAAACAUACGGUGUCGGUGCUGGUUGGACGGGCGGGAUGUGGGCGGACAAAAGCUUCCCAUCUCGCAGUGCAGUGCAGGAGGAUGCAUUUGCUUUGAAGGAUGCCAGCUGUCAUUCAUGUUUGACUGCAGGUAUGAAUAUCAUAUCUUCCAAUUGAAUGAACUGGUGAAGGCUGUUUGGACCUGUGGGACUGCUGUGAGGUUUGGGAGGGGUGCUUGGAGUGGAGGUGGAGACCUCUUAAUUAAAUUACAGUCUCUCUUUUUUUUUUUUUGCAAACUUAACUUGGAGGACUGGGGAAUUUUAUUUUGCACACAAUACACUGGCAAUAUGGGUGCAAUUUGUUUGAAAUAGCCUCAGACAUGCACAGGUCUUGAGGUAUCUUUUUUUCAUUCCUCUUGAUCUCAUUGCACAAGGUCUUGUUGAAGACACAGCAGAGGUUACUCAGCGGAGUGAUAAGACAAUUGGAUAUGUCCAUGGAAAUACACAAUAAGGAUGCUGGAGUUGCCUGAAAGUUUAGGUAUUGAGAUUUCGGAAGGGCUGAAACCUCAACAGUAUUCAAUCAAAGCGCUGAACAAUCUUAUUUUGUGUCCUCCAAAAUGAUUUUCCAAUGAAUUAAAGCUUGCUGGUCUGCAGAGAGUGAGCCUUGCAGUGCGUCAAAACAAAUGGGAUCACUCACUGAGCUUACUCAGUGGAGUGAAAAUACAGGAUAAGACAAGGAUAUGUCCAUGGAAAUACACAAUAGGGGAUGCUGGAGUUGCCUGAAAGUUUAGGUAUUGAGAUUUUGGAAGGGCUAAAACCUCAACUGUAUUCGAUCAAAGCGCUGAACAAUCCUAUUUUGUUGUCGUUCAAUAUGAUUUUUCCAAUGAAUAUAAGAGUGCUGGUCUGCAGAGAGUGAGCCUUGCAGUGCGUCAAAACAAAUGGGAUCACGCAGGAAUGCAGGGACUGACGUCAAAGUGGGCCAAUGGACUAGUCAAAGAAUCUUAGGAAAGUCAGGUGGAGUUUCCAAAGGCUAAGGAGGAAGUGACACUCAAAAGUAUUUGCCUUUACAUAUAAGAGCUUUUUGACAUUCAUUGCUGUGAAUCAGCAGCUCUGCUUUGGAUUUUGCGCACAACAACAUGGCCUCCCCCCAACGUCAACAGCUACUGCCUCACAACACAGAGGUGAGCUGUGACUCAAGUGGCGAAGGGGGCGUCUCCGUGAGGAUUGGCAGUAGCGUCAAACACAAACACGGAGGUGGACCCCUGGGUUCCAUUGGGGGAGCCUUCAUGGCGGGAUCCAAGCACUGCAAGUACAGCAUUUCCUCCAGCUGUAGCUCCGGGGAGUCUGGACUCAAGAAAACGUUUGUCAAGAGCUUCCGUUCGCAAAAGAGGGUGCCUCAACUUUUCGAGAGGUCUGCCGGUCACUUCUGGGACCCGAAGUUUGAUUCGUCCAUCUUGGAAGAAGCGUGCCGGGAACGAUGUUUUCCUCAAACUCAACGCCGUUUCCGCUAUGUGCUUUUUUACCUGGCGACUACGGCCCUCCUCUGGGGAUUUUACUUUGCUGCCAACCCGUCCCGCUGCAGCAGGAUAGCCUUUCUUAUUCCAACUGUGUCCUUUCUCCUUUUCUGCCUCCUCCUCUUCCUGCUAACGUUUACUAAGUUCUACUCUCGCUGCUACAAUCAAGCCUCCCUGUUGCUCAUUAUCGUAACCUUCAUGCUGACCCUGGCACCUCAGAUUCAGACGUCAGGAUUCAGAGAUCCGGAGACUCUCAUUGAUGUAUUAGAUGUUGGUGAUUUCAGUGGGACUGCACACAACUUAUCCUACCUAAAGAUUGUAGGGGGUAGCGCUUGGCCUGUCUGUAUCUCUCCUGUUGGCACCUUCUCACUCAGUAUUGAAGUCCUCUUGUUGCUAUACAGCGUCCUUCCUGUCCGUCUGUUUGCGUCAGUCCUACUCGGGUUCCUCUAUUCAGUCUGUUUUGAGAUCUUGGGCUGGUUCCACGUAACCCAGACAGUUGGAAGUUUGAGCUUAACCCCAGAGAAAGACUGGACUACCCUUCGCUGGUUGGGACCGGCCAAAGCCUUGCUCCACCUGUGCGCACACGCCAUUGGUAUUCACCUGUUCAUCAUGUCUGAGGUGCGUUCACGCAGCACUUUCUUGAAAGUGGGACAAGCUAUCAUGCACGGCAAGGACCUGGAGGUGGAGAAAGCCUUAAAAGAACGAAUGAUCCACUCCGUCAUGCCCCGGCUCGUGGCCGAUGAACUGAUGAAGCAAGGUGAUGACGACAUCGGGGAUAGUUCCGUGAAGCGAUACUCCACGAGCGGAGCGGCCGCCGUCAUCUCCAGCCCCAAGAAUAAUAAACGCAAGAAGACCUCCAUCCCUCGAGGUCAGAUCAUCUUCAGACCCUUCAACAUGAAACGGAUGGAGCCCGUCAGCAUCCUCUUUGCGGAUAUUGUAGGUUUUACAAAAAUGUCCGCCAACAAAUCUGCUCACGCCCUAGUAGGCCUUCUUAACGACUUGUUCGGACGUUUUGACCGGCUGUGUGAGCUGACUGGCUGUGAGAAGAUCAGCACCCUAGGGGACUGCUACUACUGUGUGGCUGGAUGCCCCGAACCCAGGCCUGAUCACGCCUACUGCUGCGUGGAGAUGGGCCUGGGUAUGAUCCAGGCUAUCGAACAGUUCUGCCAAGAGAAGAGGGAGAUGGUUAACAUGAGGGUGGGCGUCCACACCGGCACCGUCCUGUGCGGUAUCCUCGGCAUGAAGCGCUUCAAGUUUGACGUUUGGUCCAACGACGUCAACUUGGCCAACCUGAUGGAGCAGCUCGGUGUAGCCGGGAAGGUCCACCUCUCGCAGGCCACCGCCAACUUUCUCGACGACCGCUAUCAACAUGAAGAUGCACAGGUCAUUGAGAGGAUAGGACAAAGUGUGGUGGUGGAUCAGCUCAAAGGGCUCAGAACCUACCUCAUUUCUGUAAGGAAACCGGAGAAGCUCCCUCAAUGUAGCUGCUCCCAGUUGGCCUUGUCCGGCUCUGAGCACACGAAUGGCAAGUGUUGCAUGCAGAGAGCGCACACCCCCGAUGGAGCGCCUUCCGCCUGCAGCAUUCCCCCAGAUAGGAGCAAGCCGACGUGUCCAUCUUGCAGUGUCAUCCUAAAAUCAGGGGAUGAUCAGGUUGUGGAGGAAGGCGAAGUGAACCAUCGCUGCCAUGAAGACAUCAAGACAAGUAAUGCCAAGGACUCUUCUGGUCUGAAGUGUUCCCCGGUGGUCUCUGCCGGCCGCGGCCCAAAGGCCCAGAACGGUCUGCUGAGUCCCAGACUGGAACCUCUGAACAACAGCCAAACGUCGCUGUGCGAGAUGCUGCAGGAGAAGGAGAAGAAGACGUGGGCCGGAGGAGCUAUGGGCAUGGAUCACUCUGCCCUCAUCCCUCUACGCUCUAAAAACUUCCGAGAGCGAAGCGAUGCCCACUUUGUGGACGUCAUUAAAGAGGACAGCCUUAUGAAGGACUAUUUCUACAGACCGCCUAUUAACAAGCUGUGCCUCACCUUCUUGGAUAAGAGCCUGGAGUCCACCUACCAAAUAAGCUUCCAGGAGGAGGUCGAGGCCAAAGCAGCAGUGCAGACGUUUGCCAGCCCGAUGUUCAGUUCCUUCCUGGACAUGCUGCUGUGUUCUUCAGUGUUUCUGGCUUUGUCACUGGCCUGUUUUCUUCGCCCCAUCGUUGCCCAGUUUAGUCCACCCGCACCAGCUCUCAUUCUGACCGCUGUGGCCGCCUUGCUGGAGGCUCUGGCUCUUUUUUUUGCAAUACGUAUGGCGUUCUACUUGGACAGUGCUCUGAACUGCACACGGACUCUGAUGAAAGCGGUCUCGGGCUGGAUACCACGUCACCUAAUAGGUGCCGUCAUGGUGUCUCUGCCUGCUCUGACCGUCUUCUCUCAUGUCACCUGUGACAUGCAUCACUCCAUUCAGUUCACCAUGUUCAUCUGCUGCGCUGUCAUCAUAGCCAUCAUUCAGUUCUGUAACUCCUGCCAGCUCAGCCACUGGAUGCGUUCGAGUUUCGCAACUUUAGUAGGACUGACGCUUCUUUCACUGCUCUUCACGCCUCUCUGCAGGUCAGACAACCAGAGCAACCGCAGCAGCUCAGUCCUCAUAUCGGACAGCCAGACUGAGCCGCACCCGAAAGACCAGCUGGCCCUCGAGGCCUGCGUGGCUUUCUUCCUGCUCCUUCUCCUCGUCUGGUUCCUCAACCGGGAAUUUGAGGUGAGUUACCGCCUCCAUUACCGCGGCAACGUAGAGGCCGACCAACACCGCAUCAAGAUCCAGAACAUGCGGGACCAGGCCGACUGGCUGCUCCGCAACAUCAUCCCCAUCCACGUGGCCGAGCAGCUGAAGGUCACCCAGAGCUACUCCAAGAACCAUGACAACGUGGGCGUCAUAUUCGCCAGCAUCGUGAACUUCAGCGAGUUUUAUGAAGAAAGCUACGAGGGAGGCAAGGAGUGCUACCGGGUCCUCAACGAGCUCAUUGGCGACUUCGACGAGCUGCUGCGGAAGCCCGUCUUCGGCAAUAUUGAAAAGAUCAAGACCAUCGGCGCCACGUACAUGGCGGCGGCGGGGCUGAACGCCCAACAGUGCGCGGAGGCCACCCACCCUCACACCCACCUCCGCGCCCUCUUCGAGUUCGCCCUGGAGAUGAUGCGCGUGGUGGACGACUUCAACAAGAACAUGCUGGGCUUCGGCUUCAAGCUGCGCAUCGGAUUCAACCACGGCCCGCUCACCGCCGGCGUGAUCGGAACCACGAAGCUCCUGUAUGACAUCUGGGGCGACACGGUCAACAUCGCCAGCCGCAUGGACACGACCGGCGUGGAGUGCCGCGUCCAGGUGAGCGAGGAGAGUUACUGCGUCCUCAACGGCAUGGAUUACGAGUUCGACUACCGCGGCACUGUUAACGUGAAAGGCAAAGGUCAGAUGAAGACGUUUCUCUACCCCAAAUGUGGCGACAACGGUCCCGUGCCUCAGUACCAGCUCUCGGUCUCACCGGAGAUACGAGCGCAGGUCGACGGCAGCAUCGGGCGCUCGCCCACCGAUGAAAUCGCCAGCAUGGUUCCCGCAAGCGGCGCAGCUGCCAGCAGCACCAUGGUCCCCAGCACCAGUGCUGGCUCCUCUAUCAGGGCGGGGCCUCAGCGUCACCCCUCCACGCGGACGUGCCCCGCCAGGCGAUCCGUGUCGCACAGCGGCCUCACGUCCAUACACGCCGCCAACCCGGAGGGGCCGCCCCGCUUCGCCAAUAAGAACCAGCUUGCCGUCUCAUCGGCGGCGAAGCCUCCCCAAAAUGUGACGAGCAGCAUCCAAGAAGGACAGAGUGAAUAUGGUCCUAAGUGACUUUUAAGUGGCAGCACGGUGCCUCACAAUACGAAGGUCCUGAGUUCAAUCCCAUGUUCUCCCCGUGACUGCGUGGGUUCCCUCCGGGUACUCCGGCUUCCUCCCACCUCCAAAGACAUGCACCUGGGGAUAGGUUGAUUGGCAACACUAAAUUGGCCCUAGUGUGUGAAUGUGAGUGUGAAUGUUGUCCGUCCAUCUGUGUUGGCCCUGUGAUGAGGUGGCGACUUGUCCAGGGUGUACCCCGCCCUCCGCCCGAAUGCAGCUGAGAUAGGCUCCAGCGACCCCGAAAUGGACAAGCGUUAGAAAAUGGAUGGAAAUAGAUGGGUGACUUUAAAGAUUUUUUUAUCAUACAAGCUUUUUAGUGCUGUGCAAAAGGCCAGAUAGACCACAAAAAGGGCAGAAGAAAGAGAGCGACCCCAUCGUCUCUCCCGCUGACCUACUUGAUUAUCUCUACCUUUAAUCAUUCUUUAGAAGUGCCUUUAGAGUAGAACACUGUCUAGACUCCUGCCUUUUCCGAAACACUUAAAAAGGGAACUGCUUUUUGUGGGCUUUACAUUUUUUUUCCACCACUUUGCUUACCUUUGCCUUUCUGUGAACAAACAGACCUGACGUUGCUGGAAGCGCUACAUCGCCACGGUUCUCGUGUAAGUACAAUCUGCUCUUAAAUUCAGCUUGUUGAUGGAGAAAAGCGCCAAAGCCGUUUGUAAAAGCGCCGCGUCGAUGGAGGAGGCGGAGCUGCAUGCUUAAUAAUGUGUGAUUGCAUGUGUACGUACACGGCGUGGGGGUAUUUGUGUCCGUCUUAAACAAUACCAGCAGUAAUGGGAAGCAAUGUCAAGUAGUCAAUUAACAUGAAAAGAGACUGGAUUGUGUUUUUAGUCACCUUGGGACUGAGAAAGCUACUCUCAGCUAACUUUAGCAUGCUUGAAACAACACUAUCCUAACCGUUUGUCGUCUGUGUAAUCUAUUUGAUCAGGAACUUGAAGCUACGUUAGGAGUAGCAUCAUUUGGAUCAGUGUUUUUCAACCACUGUGCCGCGGCACACUAGUGUGCCGUGAG